AUGAAGUUAUGGCCCGAUAUCAUCAAGCAAUUAGCAUCUGAACAUCCUGAAGUGCGUAAAGGAACUGCUUGGGUCUGUGGUACUGCUGUUCAGAAUAAUCCGGAAGCGCAAAAAGCCUUUUUGGAUAAUCAAGGCCUAGAACCGUUAUUGAAGUUAUUGAAAGAUGAGAACAAAGAAGUUCGUAGUAAGGCUCUAUAUGCAGUCUCUGGUUUUCUGAAGCAUUUCGCGCCUGGCGUAGCUGCCUUUGAUCAAUUGAAUGGUUUCACCACCCUUCAUGAUAUGCUUAAAGAUCCUGAAAUAGACCCCAACAUGUUGAGAAAAGUUGUAUUUCUGUAUAACAGUUUAAUUUUUGACGAUCAAUCGAUUGGUUUGACGCAACGCUUUUUGGAAGACGGUACAUUUGAAGAUUUACAAAAGGUCUUGGUGAAAUAUACAAAGGAGCAAGACGAUGAAGAUAUGGUGGAGAAAACACUAAGAACCAUCCAUACAUUGGUUACAAAGGCAAAGAUGAGAGUGCCGGAUGAAUUGAAACAGCAUUGUAAAGAUGCUCGCGAUAAGUAUGGAGCAGAUAACCUUGCAUUAGUAGAAGAUGAAUGGAAAGAUUUAUUGUAA
Mycotypha africana is the source of this 612-nucleotide messenger RNA. Its product is annotated as armadillo-type protein. The record is from RefSeq and is a predicted model, not a curated record. Lineage: Eukaryota; Fungi; Mucoromycota; Mucoromycetes; Mucorales; Mycotyphaceae. The transcript is spliced from 2 exons. The coding region runs from base 1 to 612 and encodes 203 amino acids. Gene Ontology annotation, molecular function: protein binding.